UGAUGACAUCAUUAAAAAGAUAUGCGCUAUUGUAAAAUCUAUUAACCAAACAAAAUGUACUUAAUACUUAUUAUUAACCAUAGGUGAAGUUUAUAAUCCAUUAAAAUUAACAUUUAACUAUCAAAACUUUAUAAAAUACGCACUUAAUAAUUUAUAACUUAAUAAUCUGCAUAUGUUUUAUUAAGAUAAUUAUGGCAAAUUCUGUACCAUUUAACAUGUGCACAUAACAUUUUAAAAUUAUUAUUUAUAAUAAACUGAUAAAUUCUUUAAAACACAUUAGUGUAAUCACACUGUUAUGAUUAAGGUAUAGUUGGAAAUUAGGUUUAGGUAUGUUCAUUUAAGAUUUAAUACCUACCCAAUCUUAUUUUAUUGAUAGCUAAUAAUAAGUGUAUGGUAAUUAAGACUAUCUCUUUCUAUAUCUCUUUUCUUAGUAUAGAACCAAUACAAAAUAAGCAUUUGAAUUUGUAUUUAUUUAAUUUUUCUAAAACAAUAUCUUUAGAAAAUAUUAUCAAGUUCUUAUUUUUACUAAAAUCACAUAUUAUAAUAUCAUACUUACAUUUAUGUUAGAACUAUUAGUACGCAAACAUUUAUUGUGGCAAAUCAUUAUGAAAUGCAGGCUUAAUUAUAAGAUAAUGGAUCAAUGCCAGAUUGAUGGAAUUGAGGAACUCAAGAUUACUAAUGAUGUUCAUCUUGAGACUACUAAUAAUAAUAUGAAAUCAAUCAAACACAUAACUAUCAAAAAGAACACUUCAGAUUCAGAUCAUCGUACUCCUAAACGUAAAAGUGAUAUUUCUAACUCAAAUAUUUUGAAAAAAAAAAAAAAAUAUGAGACCGCUUUGGCUGCAAUUUUUCCUGAAAAUGACCAAUCAUACUCGCAAUAUGCUCAAGAUUAUGCUGAAGGAUAUAUGAAAAAGAUGCGAGAAAGAUUAGAUAUAGAUUCUUUUGAUCUAGCCAUAAAACUUUUAGCAUCUUUUGGAGACGCUGAUGAUAGCAAUAUUAAUCUUUUAUAUGAACAAAUAACCGAAGUAUUAACUGAUAAAAACGAUGAUUUAAUCUAUGAAUUUUUAGGAUUUUUACUUCCAGGACAAGCUCUAUCAAUUGGGAAAUUCACAGAUUAUCUAGAAUUAACUAGAAUAAAAGAAUUUAUUAGAAAAUUACAAGUUUGCAUGAAAAAACAACCAACUCAAGUUCGUAAAAUAUUAGACAACUUGUUUCAUUUAUCAAAAAGUGAAAAUAUUACUCCAUUAGAAGUACAUACAGCCAUGCUUCCUUUAUUAAAGAGUAAUCCGAUUUUAGUUGAUUGUUUUUUUCAAUUAAUCCCAACAGAACAUCCUCCUGAAAGUUUUUUUUCUGACGACAAUUGGGAAGACUUGGAUAUUGAUCAAAGUAUUAAUGCUGGAAUAGAUUAUGAAGAAAUAAUUCCAUCCGAUUCAGAAGAUCAUACACAAUUAAAUAUAUGCCAUUGCAUGUGCCAUAAACCUGGAGAUAUUACACAUUGUAGAUCCUGUGGUCUAAAGUUUUUUAAAGGUCGUGUCUACUUUGAUACACUAGAAGGAUUGAAAUUAGCAAAAAUAAAUUUUGAAGGAGCUGACUCAUCUAUUGUGCAGUCUAAAAUUGAUAAAACAGAAGAAAAUAUUACAGUAAAGCAAAAAAAUAGGAAGAGUUUGAUUAAAAAUAGUUCUCCUGGCUCAGCAGAAGAUAUUAAAGGCAGCACAGGAACAGAAUCUGAAGAAGAUCUAAUUGAUGUGAAACCAAAAAAACGUCAGAAAUCAAAAGUAGUACAGUCUUUAAAGCUAAAGUAUAAAAAAGAUGAAAACCCUAAAUGUUGUAAAGACGAGCAAGAACCAUGUGUUGAAACAGGAAAAUCUAUUGUUCAUGUUACCAACGAAGAAUUAAAAAGUAGUGAAAUGGUGUUUUUUUGUAUUCCUAAAGCAGAAGCUAGUGUGAAAAUCUUACCAAAAAAGAAAUUAAAAGUUGACAAUAAAGAAAGUACAAUCCUAAAGGAUUAUGAAAUUAUAAAUCAAAUCAAGUCUGAAACCUUAGAUAAUAUAAAUUCAGAUGUAUUUGAAAAAAAUAUGGAAAUUAAAACCGAAGUCUUUUCAGAUAAAAAUAAUGAAAUUGAUGCACCUAAAGAAAUCACAAAAGAAUUACAUUUUUUACCAUCACCAGGUACUAUUGAUAAUGUACCCGAAGUAGACAUUCAAUUUGAGCAAUGCCAGCUACCAAACAAAAUUAAAGUAGAAUUUACCAACAAUAUUUCUAAUAGUGAUUUUUCUGAAGAUUACCAAUCAGAUAACAUACAACAGAAAAGCUUAGAAGAAUCAAAUAACCUUAAAGUUAAAAAAGAGUUUGGUGAAGACUUGAACAUCAGUAGUCUCAACAAUAAGAAACAAUGUGAUGAUCAAAAUACUUCAACUAAGUUAACAGACUGUAAUUUGAUCACUACAACAACAUCUGAUAUCAAUAAAACAUUACUACAUGAAAAUAUCACAAUAAAAAGUGAAAAUAUUGAUAAUUUAUCUGAAUGUUAUGUACACGUAAGAGACAAACGAGACAAUAAUGAAACUGAAAAACAAUUGAUAAACAAAUGGACAAUAGAUGAAGAUAAAAUUAUUCUACAAACUUGUAAAAGAGUUGAAGACAUUGAAGUUUUAUUAGAGACAAUUAAUAGGCGAAUACCACAGAGAUCAGUAUCUGAGAUACAAGAAAGGUUCACAACUUUGAUGACUUUACUUGAACAGAUGAUUGAAGUAAAACAAAAUUAGCAUAGCUGAUAUUUAUUAUAACACAUUUAUUUGUUAUUUGUUAAAAUAAAAACAUACUAAAACAUUUCCUUAAUAUAAUUUUAUUUCAGUCUUCAUAUCCUGGCGGUCUUGGUAUUCUUUUAUUCUCAUAAUCGUCAAGAUUAACUUUUUCCAUAAGCUUUUUAUACUCGGUUUCUAUGGUAACGCUGCCUCGAGGUUUCAUUUCAAUACCUUGUUUCUUAAGUUCUUCUGGGCUGAUGAACUUAACCUUUCGAUGAUCAUAUCGAAUCUGUGAAAAUUCUCUUAGACCAAAUGAUCCUCCAACAACCAACAAUAUAAAUGGCAAUCCAAGUCUAAUAAAUUUGUUUUUUAUAAAACUGUCCAAUGAUUUUGAUAAAUUAUCCAUUGUUACGCGUUAAUUGAACACAUGUUAGGGUAUCCUUAAAUGUAAUAAAAUAAAUCUUAUAUUAAG
Myzus persicae (green peach aphid) is the source of this 3216-nucleotide messenger RNA. RefSeq lists its product as uncharacterized. Gene Ontology annotation, molecular function: transcription coregulator activity. The transcript is spliced from 10 exons. Gene Ontology annotation, cellular component: nucleus. Bases 561 to 2765 code for a protein of 734 amino acids. NCBI's taxonomy places the organism in Eukaryota, Metazoa, Arthropoda, Insecta, Hemiptera, Aphididae. The record is from RefSeq and is a predicted model, not a curated record. Gene Ontology annotation, biological process: regulation of DNA-templated transcription.